Limulus polyphemus (Atlantic horseshoe crab) is the source of this 332-nucleotide messenger RNA. RefSeq names its product RNA-binding protein 1-like. Bases 33 to 332 code for a protein of 99 amino acids. The record is from RefSeq and is a predicted model, not a curated record. The transcript is spliced from 3 exons. Lineage: Eukaryota; Metazoa; Arthropoda; Merostomata; Xiphosura; Limulidae. Gene Ontology annotation, molecular function: RNA binding. Gene Ontology annotation, cellular component: nuclear speck. Gene Ontology annotation, biological process: mRNA splicing, via spliceosome.
UAUACAAGGUUAGUAAUAAAAUAUAAAAAAGAAUGUCUAGACAUCAGAGUUGGAGCUUGGACUGUAAGGUUUAUGUUGGCAACCUUGGCAGUGGGGUAGCUAAACAUGAAUUAGAGGCAGCAUUCAACAAAUUUGGGCCCCUUAGAAAUGUAUGGGUUGCUCGUAAUCCUCCUGGAUUUGCAUUUGUUGAGUUUGAAGAUAACAGAGAUGCUGAAGAUGCUGUUCGAGCAAUGGAUGGAACGAGGCUUUGUGGCUCCCGGGUUCGUGUUGAAUUAUCCCAUGGACGAUCUAGACGUGGAAGUCGUAGGCCUCCUCCACCUCCACCUCGGUAA